Molecule: messenger RNA, 3298 nt
Organism: Podarcis muralis (Common wall lizard)
Lineage: Eukaryota; Metazoa; Chordata; Lepidosauria; Squamata; Lacertidae
Gene: PHF19
Product: PHD finger protein 19
Biological process (GO): negative regulation of gene expression, epigenetic
Cellular component (GO): nucleus
Molecular function (GO): DNA binding; chromatin binding
Source: RefSeq, a predicted model, not a curated record
AAAAGGAGAGAGGAAAAAAAAGAAGAUGGCGCCUCACAUCCUCAGCAUCUUCAGUCUGCAACAGCUGCCUGAGGAGAGACAGACACCUUUCUGAACCUGGUGCGGAGUGCCACCGGGUGCAGCGGGGAGCCCGCUCUGUGAGCCCCGCUGCGGGACUCUCACUGAGUCCGAAAGGCAUUUUGGUGCUUUUCCUGCGCGCGCUGCGCCCCGUACUUUUGGCACUUUCUUCUUUCCAAUGGAGCAGGAGUGGAACUGAGAAAAGAAAACUUUCUUGAUACAGAAAACCGUGUCCACUCAGGGUCAUGGAGAGUGCCAGUGUUGAGCCUGUGCUUGCGGACAGCAGACCUGUUGACCAAUCCAUGGCGGAUACAGUUGCCCAGAACCGUAAAAGGCGUCAAGAACUGAUGCUCAAGCUAACGGAAGGACAGAACGUCUUGUGCUGUUGGACUGAUGGGCUCUAUUACCUUGGGAAGAUCAAGAGGGUGAGCGGUUCCAAACAGAGUUGCCUGAUGACCUUUGAAGACAACUCCAAAUACUGGGUGCUUUGGAAAGACAUCCAGCACGCUGGUCUCCCUGGUGAAGAGUCAAUGUGUAACAUCUGUAUGGAAAAGACAAAAUCCCCCAUGAAUGACAUACUGAUAUGCGGGAAAUGUGGACUUGGUUUUCACCAGCAAUGCCAUAUCCCAGCGGUGAGCAGCGAUGAGAGUUCCUUGGAUUCAUCUUGGUUUUGUCGGAGAUGCAUCUUUGCCCUGGCUGUACGGAAUGGUGGAGCCCUGAGGAAAGGCACCAUUGCGAAGACGCUGCAAAGGAUCAAGAUGGUGCUGUCCUAUAACCUGCAGGAGCUGGAAUGGGACUCCCUCCACAGAACCAAUCACCAGCAGUGUUACUGUUACUGUGGCGGCCCUGGCGAGUGGUACCUGAAGAUGCUGCAAUGUUACCGCUGCCAACAAUGGUUCCAUGAAGCCUGCACACAGUGCCUUAGCUGCCCAAUGAUGUAUGGAGACCGGUUUUAUGUUUUCUGCUGCGCAGUGUGCAACCAGGGCCCAGAGUACAUCAAACGUUUGUCUUUGAGAUGGGUGGAUCUCGUGCAUCUUGUACUCUACAACCUUGGUGUCCAAAGCAAAAAGAAAUACUUUGACUUUGAUGAAAUCUUGACCUUUGUCAAUCAGCGCUGGAACCUUCUGCAGCUUGGGAAGCUGAAGAACACUCCCGUGGCAGAGAGAGCCGAACACCUCCUUAACGCACUAAACAGCUACAAAAGCAGAUUUCUGAGUGGGAAAGAAAUCAAGAAGAAGAAGUGCAUUUUCCGACUGCGGGUCCGGGUCCCACCAAGCCCACCAGACAAACUCUUGCCAGGGAAGGUCCCAGGGCCGGCCGAUGCUAAACCUUCUGAGCCGAAGGAAACAGAGAAACCCAACUCCUCAAACCAAAGCAGUUCGACACCGCACAGUGUACAGAAGAAGAAGAAGAAGAAGGGGAAAAAGUCAAAGUUCCUCUUGGAUGAUGCGAUUCCCAGUACUGAUUUUGCCUCUGCUUGGAGCACAAACCAUCACCUGGCGAGCAUCUUUGACUUCAAUGUGGACGAAAUGCAGAGCUCGAAAAGCGGAAGCUCGAGCCAUAAUUUCUUUUCUGACGUGGAUACGGCCACGGAUGCUGCCAGUACUUCAGGUUCAGCCGCAACCAGUGUGUCCUAUGAAACAAGAAGGAACCUGGGCAGCCGGAAGCGUAAGAUGACAUGCAGAAGCUACACAACUAUUGAGACAAAGCAGAAAUGUGCGGAGGGCCCCCAGAAGGUCACACCUGGGUGCUCCUCAGAAGAAAGUGAGGCAACCGGGGGCCCAGAUCGCCCAGAGAACCCCACCCAGGGUCAUGCUUUCGGGAGCCUGAAUGAAGGCAACUCAUCGUCCUACCUCAGAUCAUCAAUCAACAACUAUUUUGGCGCUGCUGGCAGGAUGGUGUGUGGGGAGAAGUACAAAGUGUUAGCCCGUAGGGUGAACCUAGAUGGCAAAGUUGAGUACCUGAUAGAAUGGGAGGGCACCACCCCCUACUGAGUGUCUGGGGUGGUUUGCCCUUGAGAAAAUAAAGAGUUUGGGGAAAAUAAACUCAGAGGAGUCGUGCAAUCAGAUGUAAGCUAUGUUAUGCUUAUUUUGGGCACUCUGGGGUGGGGUUUGGGUAAUACUUUGAUGAGGCGCCUUCAAGUAGGCUUCGUUGAAAGAACGAUUUUUGUAAGCUACAGAUCAAAUGGAAUCAUGUUGCUUUGUAACACUGCUUCUCUACAAGGCUGAGGGAAGGAGUGAAUGGGUACAAACAAUGUAUUUUAUUUGUCGAAAGAAGGACAAUACCUGCCAUUUCCAGAAGGACUCUUCUCUUUCAAACGUGGCGACAGGCAGAGAGGGAAACUGAUGCUGCCAUUUUGGGAUGGGACGAAACUGUCCAGGUUGCUUAACCAAGCAGGGGUGGGUCCUUGUUCUUGGCAGGGAGGAUGAAGUGACAGAAAGAUUUAAGAAUGGGGGUGGGGGAAAGAUCCACCCUCCACCCACAGAAGGCAAGUUUGAUAAGUGGGCAGUGUCUCCCACUGGUGACCUGUUUCUUGCCAGUGCAAUGAUCAGCUGAUUGUUGGGGAAUUGCAUAACUCUGGGUGAUACUUUGCAAGCCCUGGCCAAUUAGCAUCAGUGCCCACAGAGCACAGUGCAUUGUAAAUACAGCUGAUUGGCGGUGCCUGCAAAAAAAGCUUUUAGCCCAGCCAUGCUUUUAACUGCCCUGCAUUUGAUGUUGGUUCAGGUUAGCUGGGCGCCAGCCAAAGCUGCUUUUAGGCUCCAGUGUCCCUUGAACCCGCUUAUCUAUGCUAUGCAUUUGAAACUGGUUCAAAACCAGUUUUGACAGCCAUAACUCUCCUCUGCCCAACUUUGCGGGUGGUAGUUCUGAGAGGCAGUGAGGGAAUCUUUGCUGAAGGUUCGUAGUCCCAUGCAGGACUUCUGUUCCUUAGUUGAGAGUUAAACUGGUUUAAACUUGUAGAGUUGAGGUGACAUUCAAUAAGAGAUUCGCUUAAAGCUUAUCUAACCCCUUGGCUGUGCUGAGGGGACUAACUGGGAUAUAUGGGAGAACAGGGUAUAGUUGGUCAGUGAUGACAGAGAAUCACAGAGCUGGCCAUCUAUUCCAACCCCCUGCAAUGCAGGAAUCUCAGCCUGUGAGGGCUGUUGUGUUGUGAACAGGGCUGGAUCUGAGGCCCUAAGCUACUGAAGGUAAUGGGGCCCUUUAUAUGUCCAGCUGUCCUUUGUCAACAACCUAUUGUCACUGU